UUCAGGCUACAGGAGCUCUGUGUUUGGACUAAAUCAAGCUUAAUGCUCGCUGUUUCUGGUUAAGAGUGAAGAAAGAUAACACUCCUCUGGAUUUUCUCACGGAUUUCUUUCCCUUCCUGCGCGCUUGGUUCCCAAGGCUUCACAGUCUUCUUUCAGGAUAUUUAAUGUGACCAAGUGCAACAGGAAAGGGAAAUUCAGAGGAGUUUUAUCCUUUCGUUCCUCUAGCCGGAGCAGCUCAGCCACGUCAUCCUCCUUCAAACCGGUGGGCUCAGUAUUAUUCACACCCCUUUGGGGGCAGAUGUAGUGUGAGACGAGUGCACGUCUAAAGGUUUAACAUCGCCAUGACACAAGCGUGACCCGAUCAGAAGAGUCUCCUCUCUGGUUCUUGACCCUGGGAUGUAAACUGCAGAAUGAACCUUUCACACAGGUCUCAGGGGAGAAAAUGUUCCAUUGACCUUCACUACUGCAACCUCAAGCUCUUCAACCACAGAGACCACAGCUUGAUCUUAGAAAGGUUGUGAGAGGUGAAUAGGAGACUCGCAGCGUUUGUGCCAUUGAGGCUGCUGAAGCACACGUGCCAACCAUCACGAUGCCAACCCUGCUGCUGCUGCUGCUCGCCUCCUUACUGCUUCUCACACACGCCGAGACACCACCAAAGUUUUUAAGGACCCCCAGCGACCAAACAGGAGUGCAAGGCGGCGUCGCUUCCUUUGUUUGCCAGGCCUCGGGUGACCCACGACCCAAAAUCGUUUGGAACAAGAAGGGGAAAAGAGUGAGCAACCAGAGAUUUGAGGUGAUAGAGUUUGAUGACGGCUCUGGCUCCGUCCUGAGAAUCCAGCCCUUGCGCACUCCUCGGGAUGAAGCCAUUUACGAAUGCGUGGCCUCUAACAGUGUUGGAGAGAUUAGCGCCACAACGCGCCUCACCGUCUUACGUGAGGACCAGCUUCCUUCAGGAUUCCCCACUAUAGACAUGGGUCCUCAGCUGAAGGUUGUGGAGCGAACGCGCACCGCCACCAUGCUGUGUGCCGCGAGCGGGAACCCUGACCCUGACAUCUCCUGGUUUAAAGAUUUCCUCCCUGUUAACACCAGCAACAACAAUGGCAGAAUCAAACAGCUCCGAUCAGGAGCACUGCAGAUCGAACAGAGCGAGGAGUCUGACCAAGGAAAGUACGAGUGUGUCGCGACUAAUAAUGACGGCACCCGCUACUCGGCUCCUGCAAACUUAUAUGUUCGAGUUCGGCGGGUUCCACCACGUUUCUCGAUACCACCCACGGAUAGCGAGAUCAUGCCAGGGGGCAGUGUGAACAUCACCUGUGUGGCAGUGGGCUCACCCAUGCCUUAUGUGAAAUGGAUGCUGGGCUCGGAGGACUUGACCCCGGAGGAUGACAUGCCCAUUGGGCGAAACGUCCUGGAGCUCACGAAUGUUUACCAGUCAGCCAACUACACCUGCGUAGCCAUGUCCACACUGGGUGUCAUCGAAGCAGUGGCACAGAUUACAGUCAAAGCCCUUCCCAAGCCACCAGGUGUUCCUGUGGUAACAGAACGCACAGCAACCAGCAUCACCCUCACAUGGGACUCUGGGAACCCGGAGCCAGUUUCCUAUUACAUCAUUCAACACAAAUCAAAAUAUUCAGAAGACUCCUAUAAAGAGAUUGAUGGUGUAGCCACCACUCGCUACAGUGUGGGGGGCCUGAGUCCAUACUCCGACUAUGAAUUCCGUGUGCUCGCGGUGAACAACAUCGGUCGUGGACCCUCAAGCGAAGCAAUAGAGGCCAAAACCGCUGAGCAGGCACCCAGCACAGCUCCUCGCCAAGUCCGAGGACGUAUGCUAAGUGCUACAACAGCUAUUAUCCACUGGGAAGAACCCGAGGAGGCUAACGGCCAGAUCAUGGGCUACAGGGUGUACUACACCAUGGAUCCAAGUCAGCACGUCAAUCAGUGGGAAAAACAGAUUGUUCGGAAUGCUAACUUUUUAACUAUUCAAGGCUUGACACCUAAUAAGACUUAUUAUAUCAAGGUUUUGGCAUACACAUCUGUAGGAGAUGGACCUCUCUCCUCUGACCUGCAGAUCAUAGCCAAAACUGGAGUUCCAUCUCAGCCGACAGACUUCAAAGCUGAAGCUAAAUCUGAGACGAGUAUCCUGUUGUCAUGGGUCGCUCCUCCACAGAGCGGACAGGACAGUCAAAUCACUGGAUACGAACUACUUUACAAGAGAAAAGAUGAGAAGGAGGAGAAACGUGUGAGCUUCGAACCCACCACCACCUACCUCCUGAAGGAUCUGAGACCCUUCACCACAUACACUUUCCAGCUGGCAGCUCGGAGCAAGCAUGGCACUGGUGCCUACACCAAUGAGAUCUCAGCAGAAACUCCUCAGACACAGCCCUCAGCCCCACCUAAGGAAGUUACAUGUUUUAGUUCUAGUUCUACCAGUAUCCUGGUAAGUUGGAAGCCACCUCCUGUGGAGCACCAGAAUGGGAUCAUUACCAAAUACACCAUUCAGUACGCUGCUACAGAGGGGGAAGACACCUCAUUAAAGGAGAUCAAGGAAAUUCUGCCAGAAAAGUCACAAUACCUUCUGGAAAACUUGGAAAAAUGGACGGAAUACCGUGUGACAGUUACGGCUCAUACAGAUGUUGGAGAAGGGCCGGAAAGCCUACCACAACUCAUCCGUACAGAGGAGGAUGUUCCCAGUGGCCCACCUCGUAAAGUUGAGGUGGAGGCUGUCAACUCCUCGUCUGUUAAAGUGCUGUGGCGAUCGCCGGUGCUCAACAGACAUCACGGGCAAAUUCGUGGCUACCAGGUGCAUUAUAUCAGGAUGCUUAAUGGGGAACCAGUGGGUCAUUCUGCCAUCAAGGACAUCUUGAUUGAUGAUGCUCAGUGGGAGUAUGAUGAUUCAACUGAAUAUGAAAUGAUCCUGACAGAUUUACAGGCAGAGACCACUUAUUCAGUUACAGUGGCUGCCUAUACAACAAAAGGCGAUGGAGCUCGCAGUAAGCCCAAAGUGGUCACGACCAUGGGUGCAGUCCCAGAAAAGCCUCGGCUGAUGGUCAGUCCCACUAACAUGGGCACAGCUUUACUCCAAUGGCACCCUCCCCCAAAUACACAUGGGCCACUCCAGGGCUACCGGCUCCGCUUUGGACGCAAAGAUGUAGAGCCCCUGACAGUCAUUGAAUUCUCAGAGCGAGAGAACCACUACACCACUAAAGAAAUUCACAAGGGAGCAUCCUAUAUUUUCCGCCUAUCAGCUCGCAACAAGGUGGGCUUUGGCGAGGAAACGGUUAAAGAGAUUACAACCCCUGAGGACAAACCCUCUGGCUUCCCACAAGGUAUCAUGGCUGAAAGCGCCACUACAACUACCAUUCAGGUCACCUGGCAGCCCGUGUUACUGGCAGAGCGCAAUGGCAUUAUUAUCAAAUAUGCCCUUCAAUACAAAGACAUCAAUAGUCCUAGAAGUCCAUCUGAGCUUUUCAUCACUGCCCCUGAGUCCACCGUGAACCUGGAUGGUCUUAGAGCCGACACUACUUAUGAUAUCAAAAUGUGUGCCUUCACCAACAAGGGCCCUGGGCCUUAUAGCCCUAGCAUCCAGUUCAGAACUCAACCACUUGAUCAAGGUAGGAGGACCAAACCAAAUCUUCCAACACUCCCAGAAUCAACCUCCGAUCAACAAGCAGUGUUUGCAAAAAAUUUUCAUGUGAAAGCUGCCAUGAAGACCUCGGUGCUGCUUACAUGGGAGAUUCCAGACAACUACAAUCCUGCACAACCAUUCACAAUUCUGUAUGAUAAUGGCCAGAGUGUAGAGGUGGAUGGGAAACUGACCCAGAAGUUGAUUACCAAUCUGCAGCCAGAAACACAAUACUCUUUCCUCCUGACAAACCGGGGGAACAGUGCUGGUGGUCUGCAGCACCGUGUCUCCACCAUGACUGCCCCGGACAUCCUGCGCACCAAACCAUACUUAAUCGGCAAGACCAACUCAGACGGCAUGGUCACUGUGGAAAUGCCCUCUGUACAUACCACUGAGAAAGUCAGAGGAUACUACAUUGUGGUGGUUCCUUUGAAGAAACAGCGCCCUGGGAAGUUUAUCAAACCCUGGGACAGCCCAGACGAGAUGAACCUGGAGGAGCUUCUGAGAGAGAUAAACCGGACGAGUGGAGGUGUGCGUUUCCGUAGACAGGCCGAGCCUAAACCCUACAUUGCGGCGUUCUUCAAAGAGCUGCCUACCGAGUUCACGCUCGGAGACAACAAGAUAUACGGAGACUUUGAGAACAAGCAGCUGCUCAACGGACAUGAAUACAUCUUCUUUGUUCUUGCCGUGUUGGAGAUCUCCGAAAAUACCAUGUACGCCACAAGUCCGUACUCUGACCCAGUGGUUUUGGCUGAUAUUGACCCCCAGCCUAUCAUCGAUGAAGAGGAAGGCCUAAUCUGGGUCGUGGGUCCUGUCCUGGCUGUAGUCUUCAUCAUCUGCAUAGUCAUUGCUAUUCUCCUGUACAAAAGGAAAAGAGCCGAGUCAGAGGCUAGGAAAGGCAGUUUACCCAACAGUAAGGAAAUGCCGUCCCAUCAUCCAACAGAUCCAGUGGAGCUACGACGUCUCAACUUCCAAACUCCUGGUUCCGGUGCCUCCGGUUACCCCAGUAACCUCCAUCUGUCAAGUAUGGCAAACCACCCGCCGAUUCCCAUCAUGGAAUUAGCAGACCACCUGGAGAGACUCAAAGCUAAUGACAACCUGAAGUUCUCACAAGAAUAUGAGUCUAUAGAUCCAGGCCAGCAGUUCACAUGGGAGCACUCGAACCUGGAGGUGAACAAAGCCAAGAACCGAUACGCCAAUGUCAUCGCCUACGACCACUCCAGAGUGCUGCUCUCCUCCAUCGACGGCAUUCCAGGGAGCGACUACAUCAAUGCCAACUACAUUGACGGGUAUAGAAAGCAGAACGCGUACAUCGCCACUCAGGGCUCACUGCCCGAGACCUUCGGAGAAUUCUGGAGGAUGAUCUGGGAGCAGCGCAGUGCUAACAUUGUCAUGAUGACCAAGCUGGAGGAGCGCUCAAGGGUGAAGUGUGACCAGUACUGGCCCAACAGGGGGUCAGAAACAUACGGCCUGAUCCAGGUAACGCUGCUGGACACAGUGGAGCUGGCCACCUACUGCGUCAGGACCUUCGCACUAUAUAAAAGUGGCUGUAGUGAGAAGAGGGAGGUGAGACAGUUUCAGUUUACAGCGUGGCCUGAUCACGGUGUUCCUGAACACCCCACACCAUUCCUGGCCUUCCUGCGCAGGGUUAAAGCCUGUAACCCGCCAGACGCAGGGCCGAUGGUGGUGCACUGCAGCGCCGGCGUUGGUCGAACAGGCUGCUUCAUCGUGAUCGACGCCAUGUUGGAGCGGAUCAAGCACGAGAAGACGGUGGACAUUUACGGCCACGUGACGCUGAUGCGCGCACAGAGAAACUACAUGGUGCAGACAGAGGACCAGUACGUGUUCAUCCACGAUGCUCUGCUGGAGGCCGUGACCUGCGGCAACACGGAGGUCCCUGCUCGCAACCUUUACGCUUACAUCCAGAAACUCACCCACAUCGAGACGGGAGAGAACGUCACGGGCAUGGAGCUGGAGUUUAAGCGUUUGGCCAACACAAAGGCUCACACGUCACGCUUCAUCAGUGCCAACCUGCCCUGCAACAAGUUCAAGAAUCGGCUGGUCAACAUCAUGCCAUACGAGUCAACACGAGUAUGUCUGCAGCCCAUCAGAGGCGUGGAGGGAUCCGAUUACAUCAACGCCAGCUUCAUCGAUGGAUACCGGCAGCAGAAGGCUUACAUCGCCACACAGGGCCCUUUGGCUGAGACCACAGAAGAUUUCUGGAGGAUGCUGUGGGAGCACAACUCCACCAUUGUGGUGAUGCUUACUAAACUCAGAGAGAUGGGCAGGGAAAAAUGCCAUCAGUACUGGCCAGCAGAGCGCUCUGCCCGGUAUCAGUACUUUGUGGUGGACCCCAUGGCCGAGUACAACAUGCCUCAGUACAUCCUACGAGAGUUUAAAGUCACCGACGCCAGGGACGGUCAGUCCCGGACGGUGCGACAGUUCCAGUUCACAGACUGGCCCGAGCAGGGCGUGCCCAAAUCAGGAGAGGGAUUUAUCGACUUCAUCGGCCAAGUGCACAAAACAAAGGAGCAGUUCGGCCAGGAUGGACCAAUCACAGUGCACUGCAGCGCGGGUGUCGGGAGGACAGGAGUCUUCAUCACUCUCAGUAUUGUUCUGGAGAGGAUGAGGUAUGAAGGAGUAGUGGACAUCUUUCAGACGGUCAAGAUGCUGAGGACACAGAGACCAGCCAUGGUACAGACAGAGGAUCAAUACCAGUUCUGCUACCGUGCUGGUUUGGAAUAUCUGGGAAGCUUCGAUCACUAUGCAACGUAAGAGCCUGCUUCACCCCCGAGGAGAGCCGAAGGCCGUCCAGAGGUCACUUCUUCUGAGCCAUAAAAUUCCUGAUUGUGAAAAGUACUUCUUAAAACUCCUAGUCCAAGACAUGAUUCGUUUGUUGGGUGUGGAAAAAGAAAAAAAAAAAAAAAAAAAGCAAAACAAAAGACAAAUAUAUGAAACACCAGGUGGACCAAGAACCCCCCCCUUCCCCCCUUUUCCCUCCAAUGUCCAAUAACUUCCCACUCCCGACUUGCAGACGUGGAUCCGAACUGCCGAAGCAUCACGCUGCUUCCAGGAUACGUCUCGGAUUGACGAAAACAAAUAAUAAUAAUAAAAAAAAACUAAGAAAAAACAAAACCAGACAACAACAAGGUACUGCAUUAAAACGAACAAGUCGUCGUGGACCGCGUUGUAAAGAGACAAACAGUUACGAGGAGGGACAUCUCAUCUCAUCGACGAAGAAAAGAAUCGAUCGGUGAAGAAAAAAAAUAAUAAAGAAACACAAACGGACGUAUGUAAUAGUAAUAAUAAAACCCCUAUCUUGUCCCAAUGUUUGUUCCUUCAGUUAGGGGGAGUGUACAAACACCAGAUGAAUAAAGAAGUUAUUGAUUUA
Tachysurus vachellii is the source of this 7013-nucleotide messenger RNA. RefSeq names its product receptor-type tyrosine-protein phosphatase delta-like. The transcript is spliced from 41 exons. Lineage: Eukaryota; Metazoa; Chordata; Actinopteri; Siluriformes; Bagridae. Gene Ontology annotation, biological process: protein dephosphorylation. The record is from RefSeq and is a predicted model, not a curated record. Bases 590 to 6397 code for a protein of 1935 amino acids. Gene Ontology annotation, molecular function: protein binding; protein tyrosine phosphatase activity.